AUGAAGGGUACGCCGAUCUUCCAGUUCAGGCCGUGGCCGAAGAUCCAUCAGCCGUUGCCUCGGACACCACGAGAGUCCCAGCAACUCCUCAACGCCCUCACCUCGUCGUUCCGACGUCAGCUGGACCGCGCCUACCCGGCUCCGGCUCCCAGUAUCUCCAAUCCCAAUGGCGAUCGACAGCCCUUGAAUACCGACUCCUCCGCUCAUGCAACCGAUAAGCACCUGCAUAGGAUCCUAGAAAACCCUUUGUUUCGCAUUGUGCCCUCGAAAGCGAAGACACCCUCUCGUGAUCAUGCCACCCCAUCAAACAGCAAUGAAUCCCAACACGCGAUACAGGAACCUAUGAUCCUGUUCGACGAGGCUGUUGCCUCUGGAUCUGCCACGGCACCAUUUAUCACAGAGUGCCUCAAAUCACAACUGCUUCUUGCCCGAGCCUCCGGUGAGAAUGGAGUGCGAGAAGCAAUGAAGGCCACUCGGGCGGGCUCGAAGGUGGUCAACUGGUUCUGGGCUUCGGAUGGUACUUCCAGGCAGAUGCUUUUACAGACGCGGGCCUCGACGGGCUCCCUGACCAAGUUUAUGGUUGCGGAGGGGCUGCAGAACACCGUGAUGGGAUGGCUGAGGAUGCUCGGCAGCGGGGAUCUUGGGGGCCACAAUGGCCGGGUGACCGAAGAAAAAGCUCGCGUGUCCUUCAAUCAACUUCUACAGGACUUGCUUGAUGCUGAAAUUCGCUACGGAGCUGGGCUCGGCUCGGCAAUUAAGUACUACCUGCGUGCAUGCCAUCUGCACUUUUCCUCCGUCGAAUCGCAGGGCGAUCUGAAGGUCGCCAAAUCAAUGUUGCUCGCAUCGGGCGCUCAACUGGCUCGUAUCGUUAUGGAGCAAAAACCCUCCGGUGAUCAAGUCUCCGUGCAUACCUACGAGGAAUUCGCUGAGACCAUCUCCACUUUGUCCUCGUCCCGGUCCUUAUUGUUCUCUUCCGUGGCCCUCUGCCAUCCGACUCAUCCGGACCCAACACCUUUCAUUCAUUUUGUGGACAGUCUAUCACCAAACAAAUUCCAGAGGUGGAAUGAGACUCGGCGGGAUGCCUUUCUCAAAAUUAGUUGUGAUGCCCUCCGAACCUUGAUUGACCGCGAGAAAAUCCGACUUGCGACCAGCCUGGGGCAACAGAUUCAACAACUACUCCCAGAGGAGACCGCUACUGCAAGCGUGGAAGGAUCUCGCUCUCGCACCUCGGCCGAGGAGGAUUAUCUCCUGAACCGCUUGGAUCUCAAUUGGACCUGA
Molecule: messenger RNA, 1278 nt
Organism: Penicillium canariense
Lineage: Eukaryota; Fungi; Ascomycota; Eurotiomycetes; Eurotiales; Aspergillaceae
Exons: 1
Coding region: 1-1278 (425 amino acids)
Source: RefSeq, a predicted model, not a curated record